This is a messenger RNA of Anolis carolinensis (green anole), 519 nucleotides long. RefSeq names its product regulatory subunit of type II PKA R-subunit domain containing 1 (gene riiad1). Bases 76 to 357 code for a protein of 93 amino acids. The record is from RefSeq and is a predicted model, not a curated record. The transcript has 4 exons. Lineage: Eukaryota; Metazoa; Chordata; Lepidosauria; Squamata; Anolidae.
UGGUGGCAACCGUCCCCGUGGCAACCGUCCCCACGGCAACACUAACAACUCCUGCUUUGGAAAGGAGACGGAAAGAUGGUUGACAUCACGUCGGGUUUGGAGAGCCUGGAUGUGGGCUCCCUGCAUGGGAAGCAGUACGACCGGCUCCUGACAUUCAAGAUAAACACCAAGAUUGAGAAUGAGAGAUACCUGCGUUCCCACAAGGAAGUGGGGCUGAUGCUCUCCGGAUUCAUCAGGGAAGUCCUGCUGCAGAGACCAGAAAAUAUACGGGAGUUUGCGGCCGACUAUUUUACCAAUCCUGACCUCCCCGCGAAGAUCGAGAAAGAGAUGAUGGACAAAGCCAACGCCGCCAUUUGAGAACCGGAAAUCAAAAACUCCAAAAUGCGGUGUGUUUUUGCUCGUCGCUUUGUGUUCCCCACAAUAAGCUUUCCUUGCUCGGGAAAGCUUCCAACGGCUGCUUCGUUCCUUAUGUGUUUGUUAUAACCUCCAGUCUUUCAAUAAAGUUAGGAUUCCUGUAAA